CAAAUAUAAGCAUCAAAGUCCAAUCUGAAGAAGUGCAAAAUAUAAUAUGGCAUCUUUCUUUGACAAGCCUUCGUUGACUCUUCUGAAGGGACAAUCGCUAACUCCAAUUUCUGAAGCUGAGGCCUUGGAAGGGAAGAAGUACAUUCUUGUCUACUUUUCGGCUCAUUGGUGCCCACCAUGCCGUGUAUUCACCCCCAAACUGCGUACUUUUUACGAUAAAUGCCACAAGGAAAAAAAUUUUGAGGUUGUCUUCGUGUCUCUGGACAAGACCGUGGGGGGGAUGCGGGCUUACAUGGAAAGCGCCCAUGGCAACUGGCUGGCAUUGCCCCUUGAUCAGGCUAAGGUGAUUGAGAAGGAGUGGAUGGAGAAGUACGACUUCCAGUCUAUCCCCGCACUUUUCAUCUUCGAGAACGCUCCAACUGAGGAGGGUGGUGAAGAUAAAAAGGGGCGGAAGCUGGUGACACGGUAUGGCCGGGAUAUGCUGGAGGGCGAUCCAACCGGGGAAAACUUCCCUUGGCCGAACGGGGACGCAGAGAUUCAGGAACAUUACCGCGUAUUGAAACGAAACCUCAUAUUUGUGACGCUCUUUUCGAUUGCACUUGGACUUUGGUUGUUUCGAUUAUACGUAAAUAUCAUGUCUAGAAACCUAAAAAAAUAGGUAGUAAGAGGAGUGAAAAUUGGCUAUUAAAAGGGGAAAAGAUGGAGUUAUAUAGUAUAACUUACUUUUUUUUUUUCAUUCGUUAAUUCAGUAUCGACUUAUUCCUUUCUUAAAAAAUCAGUGAGACAUUCUCUUUUUCUUUCAUUUAAUGGUCCGAGUGGUGGCAGAUACGAUUACUUUGUCACUUGAAGUAAGCAGGUUAUGCAGCAAUUACUGCAGUGAACAGUGGUGCUUCUGCUGUGGUGAAGCAUGGGGAAGGAAAACAUCGUUUGGCUAACUUUUGGACUAUCAUUUUGUUUGUUCUGGUACUCACUAAGAGAGCCACCUUACAACACUCAAGAUUCUCACGAGAAGCAAUUUGCAUUGGAAGUCUCUUUUGCUUCUUCACACGCACUCAUUGAGACUAUUAACAGCAGUGUGGAAGCUCAUUUGGGCGAAUUAUACGCUUUUCAUUGCAUUCCAUAAGGAAGGGCAAAUUUGCAGGUUUAUAGAUUGAUUGAUUAUCAUUAUGCAUAUAUGAACCUACAUGAGCGAGGUGAUAUUAUAAUCUAACUACACACAAAUGGAUUAUGUGUGUCUCACUUAGAAAA
Messenger RNA from Phytomonas sp. EM1, 1248 nucleotides. The record is from the annotation of a GenBank genome assembly. Lineage: Eukaryota; Euglenozoa; Kinetoplastea; Trypanosomatida; Trypanosomatidae.